UAAGCACUCUUUAGCAAUGUCAAACAUUUUGUACCCACUCGUGUCGUGUACCCAAAAUUAAUUACGAUUUUAAAACAAAAAUAUUAUUUAAAUAAACAUUUCGUUUUAUAUUUGUAGGUUAUUGAUAAUGAAAAUUCAAGAUCUGUAAACUGACAGUUUUUUAUACAGAAAUUGUGAUUGAACAUUUUAGAUAUUAUGACAGUUUUUAUUUGUUAGUAGUUGAGAAAGCCUGAGAAAAGAAAAUAUAAAAGUCAAGAUGAUGUUAAAAGGUGAAACAAUUGUCCACAAGCUAUGGUACUUCCUGAGCACAUACGUGCUGACGCUGAAGCGGUUCGACCUGUUCCUGCAAGGCUCGCUGCUGAUCGUCAUCCUGCUGGAGACCAACGUGUAUCUGCUGCUGAAGAGAGACGCCACUGACGGACAUCAUCCAGCUCUCGUAGAAGACUAUGUGUUGCUGGGCGCCGCGGGCCUGGAGUUCUGCCUGGCGGCCGUAGUGGCGUGGUGGGGUCGCGGGCGGAGGAACCUGGCGCUGUCCGGCUGGCUCGCUGUGACGUCAGCAGCUGGUCUGCUAGUGCUAGCCUUCCCUCAUGCUAAUGUUAAUCCUAUCGAUGUGGAGCUAUGCGGUGGCGACAAGGUCUCUAGUUUCUUCAGCAAUCAGAUAGUUGACGGCAACCUGUCUCCCAGGACGUCGUUCCUGAUCAUCACGGUGAUGCUGUGCGCCCUCACCAAGGUCAGCAUCUGGUCGCACGGCUUCACUUACCUCGACGAUCAUGACCCACAGAACGGACCUUACUUUUACGGUAUCCUGAUCUCCAUCCGGCUCUCCCUGGGCCUGAGCGGUCACAACUGGCUCCGUCCGAGCUCGGUCACCGAGGACUGGUGGAAGUCGCACCUGUCUCUCUGCAUGCUCACCUUCAUGUUCUCCGUACUGUUCACACUCUUCCCUCGGAGGAUGCCUAACUGUCAGACGGAAGAGACUGUGGGAUCUGACACAGGACUCUUCUCAUCCUUGGGUCGCCUGCUGAGGAACCGCGCGCUUGUGCUGCAGACUCUGGGGCUCUCCACGCUCAGUGCGGGAGUGUUCGGCUUCGUGCACUACGACAGAGAUUAUGUGCAGGCGAGAUUCCACAUAGAAGCAAUACGACAGGACCCUCGCACCUCUCGCACCGUGACUGACAUAUUCAGAUCUCUGGUCAUCAUUUUCUUCGUCAUGAUCUUCCGCGUGCGUUUCUCGGCGCAGCGUAUCGACGGCGUGAAGUCCAACACGGCGUCGCGCGUGGCCGGCGUGGUCGCCAUCUUUGUUGCCGUAUUCUUCACAGUGCUAACUAUUGUAGGCUGUGACGUCGGAGAGAUACAAGGACUAAAGAAUUGGGAGUUCGAACAGCCGACCUGCAGUCAGGCCUGCGGAUGCACCUCAGAGCGUUACGGGUUCAGUCCGGUGUGCGAGCUGCAGUCGCGCACCACGUACUUCUCCCCCUGUAACGCAGGAUGUACCAGCGUCGAGGAUCUCAACGGUGUCUUGCUGUACGACAGAUGCUCGUGCGGGGCGGGCGCGGGGCGGGCGGUGCGCGGCGCCUGCUCCAUGACGUCAUGCCGGCUCGCCUUCGCCGCCUACCAGAUACUCUACACCGUCAUGCUGGCUGUCUCAGCAUCCUGUUUCCUGAUGCAAGGCAUGGCGGUGGUCCGCAGCGUGCGCGCGGCGGACAAGGCGCUGGCGGUGGGCGCCUCCUCCGCGCUCGUGGCGCUGCUCGGCUUCGGGCUCGGACAUCUCGUCUACAUGCUCAUCAGCUACCUGACGUGCAUGUACUGGUCCGGCGGCUCGUGCCAGCUGCACUACACGUGGCUGUGGGCCGCGGGCGCCGCCAGCGCCGCGCUGGCCGCCGUGACGUCACUGCUGAGCCUGGCCGCCAGCAAGGCUAGGCACGACCGACACGAACCACCCACUACAGAGCUAUGAUGAAAAAAACAGAUAUUUGUAGGUAUUAUUGACUAUUUUUUUGCAAAUUCAACCUUAACGACAUGCUUUAAAGUUGUUUUUGCAAUGCAGGAUUGCUUGCAACUGACACACAAUUUUCAUGGUUGAAUAUUUUGGGUAGAGGUUAUUACAACACUGUAAGUGGUAUGCAAAAACACAUUGUACAGAGUAUAUUACAUUAAACAGCAAUUAAGAUAGCAUAACAACCAAGGACCACAUUUUGCUGUGACUAUCAGCCCCGAAACUACUAAUUAUCAAAAAAUCGUUGCUGGAAUUGUACGAAAACAUAUUUUAGCAAAC
Trichoplusia ni (cabbage looper) is the source of this 2275-nucleotide messenger RNA. RefSeq names its product solute carrier organic anion transporter family member 2B1-like. Gene Ontology annotation, cellular component: membrane. Gene Ontology annotation, molecular function: protein binding. Bases 257 to 1957 code for a protein of 566 amino acids. The transcript is spliced from 12 exons. Gene Ontology annotation, biological process: transmembrane transport; sodium-independent organic anion transport. Lineage: Eukaryota; Metazoa; Arthropoda; Insecta; Lepidoptera; Noctuidae. The record is from RefSeq and is a predicted model, not a curated record.